CGGAGGUGACGUCAGUUUAGGGCCAGACGCGAGUGUUUGUUAUGGCUCAGUUUUAAAGCGUAUCACGCUUUGAGUCUGCGGGUUUUAGACGCGCUUAUAGCGCUCUGUUUACUCUCUGUUUAAAGCGGGAUUUAAUAAAAUGUAAUGAUGCCCAGCCUACAAACCCACUGAUUCUUACAGAACCGCACAAACACAACCUCGAGCAGCGGAUGGUGGGGCUGCUGCUGCUGCUGCCGCUGCAGGAGCCUUCAGUCCGCUCUGAACAUGUCAACACUGAGGGCGGUUCUGGGGACAGUGCGGCUAAAAGUGGAGCUGAUGAGAGAGGUGGGCCGGCAGUAUCCUGUCUUCUGCUUUCUGCUCAUCCUCCUGCUCCUCUGCACUGUCCUGCUGAACAGGUAUCUUCACAUUAUCAUCCUAUUCUGGUCAUUCUUAGCUGGUGUGGUUACCUUCUAUUGCUCAUUAGGGCCAGAAACACUGCUCCCAAAUAUCCUGAUAACUGUUAAACCAAAGAAAAGGCCAGAACUGCAAGAGUUGUUUCCUUUGGCUCACAGCUGUGCUGUCUGUGGUAAAGUAAAAUGCAAAAGACACAGACCAACAUUGCUCCUUGAAAAUUAUCAGCCAUGGCUAGAUUUAAAAGUGCACUCCAAGGUGGACGCGUCUCUUUCAGAGAUCCUUGAGCUGGUGCUUGAAAACUUUGUUUAUCCAUGGUACAGGGAUAUUACAGAUGAUGAGGCAUUUGUGGAUGAACUCAGAGUGACCUUGCGGUUUGUUGCUGCGGUGUUGGUCCGCCGAGCUCAAAGAGUUGAUAUUCCAUCUCUCAUAACACUCAAACUGCUAAAAGUUGCCAUGAAACACAUUGAAAUUAUUGCCAAAGCAAGACAAAAAGUAAAGAACUCAGAGUAUCUGCAGCAGGCUGCAUUAGAGGAGUAUGGUCCAGACCUGCAUGUGGCAUUACGCAGCAGAAGAGAUGAGUUGCUCUACCUGCGCAAACUAACCGAGAUGCUCUUUCCAUACAUCUUACCCCCAAAAGGCACUGACUGCAGAUCUCUCACUCUUCUGAUAAAAGAGGUUCUUGCUGGUUCUGUUUUCCUUCCCUCCAUGGAUUACUUGGCUGAUCCUGACACUGUGAACCACUUACUGCUUAUUUUCAUCGACAACUCUCCACCAGAAGCUGCCACUGAACCUGCCUCUGCACUUGUCCCGUUCCUGCAGAAGUAUGCAGAUGUGCGCAAUAAGAAAGCUUCGGGGUUAAAGCUUGAACUUAAAGAGAUUCGGGAGCAGCAGGACUUGCUGUUUCGCUUCAUGAACUUCCUCAAGCAAGAAGGAGCUGUUCAUGUGCUCCAGUUCUGCCUCACUGUGGAGGAAUUUAAUGAUAAGAUCCUGUGCCCAGAGCUGUCUGAUGCUGAAAAGCUAAUGCUGCAUGAGGAGGUGAGGAAGAUAUAUGAAACAUACUGCCUGGAUGAGAGCGUUGACAAAAUCCAGUUUGACCCUUUUAUUGUGGAGGAGAUUAAAAACAUCGCAGAGGGCCCGUAUUCAGGCGUUGUGAAACUGCAGACUAUGCGCUGUCUGUUUGAAGCCUAUGAGCAUGUGCUCUCCCUGUUGGAGAAUGUCUUUACUCCCAUGUUCUGCCACAGUGAUGAGUAUUUCAGGCAGCUGUUGAGAGGGGCUGAAUCCCCAACUAGAAACUCCAGACUUAGCAGAAAUAGCGUGAGUUUGGAUGACAUCCGCUCUGCUGACUGGGACUAUACUCUCAGCCUUGAGUCUGCAUCCAUCUCCCCCGGCUCCUCACCCACAACUGUUUCCCCUCAGUUUUCAUCCAUUCAUACCCUUCCAUCCAGCUCUAAUGCCUGGCGCGCCUCAGCGCUAAAGAAUACGUCGAAGCGUGGAGAGUCUUUUGGGAUUAGCCGCAUUGGCAGUAAGAUUAAGGGAGUUUUCAAGAGCACCACCAUGGAAGGGGCCAUGCUGCCCUCUUAUGGACUCGCAGAAGGAGAGGAUGAUAUGGUAGAGGAGGCCAUCAUGGUUAUGGAGGACGACUUGCCCAUGGAGGCCAUCAGUACCCCAAGCACUCCUCGCAACCUGUCUGCUUGGAGCAUCACAAUCCCCUAUGUUGACUUGUUUGAUGAUGAGAUCAAGAAGGAGAGGAUUCCGGUGUACUGCAUUGAUGUUGAGAGGAAUGACAGAAGAGCAGUGGGCCACGAAACUGAGCAUUGGUCAGUGUAUCGAAGAUACCUUGAGUUUUAUGUUCUUGAAUCUAAGCUCACAGAAUUUCACGGCUCGUUCCCUGAUGCGCAGCUUCCAUCCAAGCGGAUAAUUGGGCCUAAAAACUAUGAGUUUUUAACAUCCAAGCGUGAGGAAUUUCAGGAAUAUCUACAGAAACUUCUGCAGCACCCUGAACUGAGUAACAGCCAGCUUUUGGCAGACUUCCUCUCGCCUCACAGCAUGGAGUCCCAAUUCCAUGACAAGAUGUUGCCAGAUGUCAAUCUUGGCAAGAUAAUCAAAUCUGUGCCUAGCAAACUGAUCAAGGAGAAAGGGCAGCAUCUAGAGCCAUUCAUUCAGGCUUUCUUCAACUCGUGCGAAUCACCAAAGCCCAAGCCCAGUCGGCCUGAGCUUACUAUUCUCAGUCCCACAUCUGAGAACAACAAAAAGCUUUUCAAUGAACUGUACAAAAACAACGCAAACCGCUCUGAGAACAUGGAGAAGAGGCACAACCAGAAUUACUUUAUGGAGAUGAUCACUGUGGAAGGAGUGUAUGACUACUUAAUGUUUGUAGGUCGUGUAGUGUUCCAUAUACCUGACUGGCUGCAUCACUUAUUGAUGGGUGGGCGCAUCCUUUUCAAGAACACACUUGAGGCGUACACGGAUUAUUACCUGCAGAACAAACUAAACCAGGUUUUUCAGGAGCAUCGUGUGGUUUCACUCAUCACUCUGCUUAGAGAUGCUGUGUUCUGUGAGAACAGUGAUCCACGCUCUUUAGAAGACAAGCAAAAAAGAGCCAAGAGGACUUUUGAGGAAAUGAGGAAUUACAUUCCAGAUUUAUUUGGAAAAUGUAUUGGAGAGGAUGCCAAGUCUGAGGGAAUACGUCUUCUCUUUGAUGGCCUUCAGCAGCCAGUUCUCAACAAGCAGUUAACCUACAUCCUGCUGGAUAUAGCAAUUCAAGAGCUAUUUCCUGAAUUAAACAAAUUUCAGGUACAGAGAGAAACCUCAGUCAUGGCUCCAUGGAUGUAGAAAAGACAACAAGGAUGGAGACGUGUCCAUAUCUCCGUUGAAUGUACAACAUCCUCUAUAAAUCUCUGAAAUACCACUCUAAGAAUACUAACUCCCAUGUCUGUCUUAUGGGUCAAAGCAUGAAAUGUCUUAUACUGAGCUAUUUGCUUGGUAACUAUUAAGCUAUGGAGAGUGAAAUAAUGCACAUGUUUUAUGCAUUAUUUUAAAUAUGUUUUAAAUGUUUUAUUCUUUGUCAUAGACUGUGGACAGAACUUUGUUAAAAUAUUUAAAAAUACUGAAGGAAGGUACUGGAAGAACCGGUAAGACUUAACAUUUGAAAGCUUUAAAUUAUUGGUUUGUGAUUGUAAUUUAGUUUGAAGGGGUUGUAGAAUAUUUGUGUUUGUCAUGUCCUGUUUGUGGCUUAAUUAAGAAGCUGUGUUGCAUUUUGCUGCAUCAGAACUGACUAAAAGCUCUAGGAAAAGGAAUCAUGUCCUAAAGAUGUGUGCUAACAUGACCCUAACACUGAGGCCUUGCACUGAAACAAUAUUUAAGAUGCAAAUGCUAUUGUCUUGUAUAACAAAUAAAGCCAUUUUGUAUA
Molecule: messenger RNA, 3802 nt
Organism: Astyanax mexicanus (Mexican tetra)
Lineage: Eukaryota; Metazoa; Chordata; Actinopteri; Characiformes; Acestrorhamphidae
Product: sorting nexin-14
Exons: 31
Coding region: 265-3225 (986 amino acids)
Biological process (GO): autophagosome maturation
Cellular component (GO): late endosome
Molecular function (GO): phosphatidylinositol-3,5-bisphosphate binding
Source: RefSeq, a predicted model, not a curated record